This is a messenger RNA of Pedinophyceae sp. YPF-701, 843 nucleotides long. The record is from the annotation of a GenBank genome assembly. Lineage: Eukaryota; Viridiplantae; Chlorophyta; Pedinophyceae.
AUGAGCGACGACCACGAAUUGCGAAACUACCUGGCUGUUGCGGAGAGCGCUGCACGCUCUGCUGGGCAGGUCAUUGCGACGGCAUUCAGUGAGCCCAAAAACGUCUUGAACAAGAAGAAUGAUGCCGACCUCGUCACUCAGACUGAUCAGCAAUGCGAGAAACUGGCUGUGGACCAGAUUCGACUAAAGUUCCCACAGCAUAGCUUCAUCGGCGAGGAAGAGGCUGCGGCCCUGGGGCGGACUCCCCCGCUCACAGACGCACCGACCUGGAUCAUCGAUCCACUCGACGGGACCACGAACUUCGUGCACGGCUUUCCUUUCGUGUGCACAUGCAUCGGUCUUGCCAUCAACAAGGUGGUCGUUUUGGGCGUCGUGUACAACCCGAUCCUGGACGAGAUGUUCACGGCGGUUCGUGGCGCAGGCGCGUUCUUGAACGGCAAGCCAAUCAAAGUUUCGAGCCAAGCGAACCUCGGCCGUGCGCUGGUGGCGACCGAGAUAGGGGUGUCGCAGGACGAGGAGACGCAGACAGCGGUGUUUGAUCGGCUUGCCAACUUGGGCCGUGCCACUCGCUCCAUGCGCUGCUCGGGCUCGUGCGCAAUGAACCUGUGUGGCGUCGCAAUGGGCCGCCUGGACGCGUUCUACGAGAUCGGAUUUGGAGGGCCGUGGGACGUGGCAGCUGCAAGCGUCAUCCUGGAAGAAGCGGGCGGACAUGUGCUCGACCCGUUCGGUGGGCCGUUCGACGUGAUGUCCUGCCGAGUGCUGGGCACAAACGGGGUAAUCUCGCAAGCUGUGGCGGAGAUCUUGGCGGCGAGCAAGCGGUCUCUUCGUGAGCCACAGCCAUGA